This is a messenger RNA of Miniopterus natalensis, 1185 nucleotides long. Lineage: Eukaryota; Metazoa; Chordata; Mammalia; Chiroptera; Miniopteridae. The record is from RefSeq and is a predicted model, not a curated record.
AUGCGGAGCUGCUUGGAGCGGGGUUGUCGCAGGCUUGGGCUCCGGGACGCAAGUCGUGGGGUGAUUCACGAAUUCCCGCGGGCGGGGAGGCUGGGGAAGACCCGGCUCAGCCCCGGGGGCCGGGAAGCCGCCUGCGCUGCGGAGGACCCUGACUCGGGGNGUGCGGGGCCGAGCAGUGACGCGGCCCCGGACGCCGGGUCUGGCGCGGAGUCGCGAUGCGGGUCUCACUCCCGAAGCCGCGCACUUGUCAGUUUCCUUUUGGCCACGCCCCGGCGGAGUAGUGGUGAAGUUCGCGGGGCUGGGCGCGGGCGGGGGCUGGCAGCGGCCCGGCGGGGCGGCGGGAGUGCGGUUCGCAUCUCGCGCGGAGUUUGCGGGAACCCCUUUCCUAGGGGAGAGAGGAAAGAAGGGAGAAAGGCCAGAGGAGAGGCGGAAAAUGUCACCCCCAGGUCGCCCCCGGGCUCCGGGCUGCCGCUAAAACCGCCACAACUCCGCGAGAACCCGGGGUCCCUGGAUCCCCGGAUCCCCGGAUCUUGGGGGCCAAACGUGCCAUUCCCUUUGAGCUACGAAGGUAGGACGAGGCCGAGGCGAGCUGAGGUCCGGCCUCUGCUGCUUCUCUUGGGAGACGCGCUGGGCUCCUCUUUGUCCCCAGAGCUGAGGGAUCGAAAAGAGGAUGCGAAAGGGAUGGAUGACGAAGGCCAGACCAAAAUCAAGCAGAGGCGGAGUCGGACCAAUUUCACCUUGGAGCAGCUCAAUGAGCUCGAGAGGCUUUUCGAUGAGACCCACUACCCGGACGCUUUCAUGCGUGAGGAACUGAGCCAACGGCUGGGACUGUCGGAGGCCCGAGUGCAGGUUUGGUUCCAAAAUCGAAGAGCUAAAUGUAGAAAACAAGAAAAUCAACUCCAUAAAGGCGUCCUCAUAGGGGCUGCCAGUCAGUUUGAAGCUUGUAGGGUUGCACCCUAUGUCAACGUAGGUGCUUUAAGGAUGCCAUUUCAGCAGGCAAGUACAGCCCAGUUUCAACCUGUUUUUAACUGUAAAAAGACCUGGAUGUUUGCCGCCGCCGCCAAGACCACCAGCAAGAACUCCAGCAUCGCGGAUCUCAGACUGAAAGCCAAAAAGCACGCGGCCGCCCUGGGUCUGUGAAGCCCACGCCCACGCCAGCGCCCACCGCGCGCCCCCGCGCCCCCG